Dissoconium aciculare CBS 342.82 is the source of this 1185-nucleotide messenger RNA. RefSeq lists its product as uncharacterized. The record is from RefSeq and is a predicted model, not a curated record. The transcript has a single exon. Bases 1 to 1185 code for a protein of 394 amino acids. Lineage: Eukaryota; Fungi; Ascomycota; Dothideomycetes; Mycosphaerellales; Dissoconiaceae.
AUGGCGGUGCACAACGCAAAGCCUAUACUAGGCUGGCUACUGCUGGCCUACGCCGUCGCUGCUGCAUUCGUCUUUGCCUCCAACUUUCUCACCAACAGCUUUCACAACGCCCUUUCACCAAUCUGCCGACUACCAUUUACCUCUCACCUCUCCUUUUGUCCGGAACAACCUCCCAUCCAAGCCCACGCCCGAGGCGCUGCCGAAUUCGACAAGCUCGUCCACGCACAAGAUGCCUUCCAAGACGUCCUCGCCGGGACCGCCGCGGGGGUCAACCUCCCGCUCGACAUGAAACGCAGCGAAGCCGGGAUCCGCGACCUCAAGCACGUGGUGCAAUACUCGAAGCUGGACUCCCGCAACGAGCUCGUCUUCGAAUUCACCGGCUUCAUCGACACCGCGCGCCAAGCCUCCUCGGACCUCAGCCGCUUCAACUCGCGGAUCGGGCGCGCCGUCGACCACAUCCUCUCCACCAACCGCUGGACCCUCAGCGUCAUCGACGGCGUCCACAACGCGGAAGCCUCCCAGGGCAGCCUCUCCCGGUGGAUCUCCACCCAUCUCGACCCCUUCGCGGCCCUCAAGCCGCUUCCCCUCUCCCGCGACGUGCUCCUCGACCAAUACCUCCGGCACACGGCCGCGGUCGAAGAUCAAAUCCUCAGCCUCAUCUCCGAAGCGCACGCGCUCCGCAGCAUCCUUGACAACCUCGACUCCCGGCUCGACGUGAUCGCGUCGAUCGCGACGCGCGACGGCGUCAAGCUCGCGCAGAACACCGACGAGCUCUUCGCCAGCCUGUGGACCAAACUCGGCGGGAACCGGGCCAGCGUGGCGAAACUCAGCGCGCAGCUCGCGCUGCUCGACGACGUCGGUCGCUACCGCCGCCUCGCCUGGGGCCACGUCACGGGCACCCUGGUCAAACUCCAGGCCAUCCAGCACAGCCUGGAGGACCUCCGCGAGCGCGUCGCCAUGCCGGAGACGCUGGGCGUCGAAUACGUGCCCCUGGAGGUGCACAUCCGGAGUAUUAACCUGGGCAUCGAACGGCUGGAGGGCCAGAGGGAUGAGAGUCGGAGGGUGGAGAGGGAGGCUUAUGACAGGGUUGUCAGAAGGGGGGAGGAGGGCGCUGAUCGGCUCGACGGUGGGAGCGGUGGUGCUGCGCAGGAGGGGAGGAUGAUCGGAGGGAAGGGGGAGCUGUGA